UCACUAUAUAAAACGACCGGAAGUGCUUUAUCACAACUGCAUAAGAAACGAGCGUGGAUGUACCCGGCUCUGGCCUCUUGAUUUGUCCUACACAGUCUGUCGCUCUGUUCAUGACUUCCCGUCUACAUCUGCAGCUGACUGACGUACAGGUGUUUGCAGUCAUCAUUAGCCACAUGGCUAGCAGUGGAUCAGACCACCUCACUUUUUCUGUUGACCAACUAGUCCCGAGUCCACACGUCUAACCGCGUCUUUUCCAGGGCAAUGCUGAGUCGGGAGGUAUCAUAACGGAGGAGAUUGAUUUCCAGGGGUCCCCGGUGACAAAGGGCAACGCCGAUACCUCUCCAUCCAGCGAAGAAGCCGGGCGACGCACGUUGAACUCUGCCCCACGGACGUCAUGUUUUGAUUCCCAGUCCAGUAUCCUCUACCCGUCCUACUACCCCACUCGAAGAUGUCUCCACGCGGGUCCAUCUCGACCGUCAUAACGACGGUUCUCGGGGUGACUCUAGGCGGGUUGCUGAUAUGGCGCGUUUACCGGAGACAGAGGAAGCGACUACCUUGCAGUCACAAGGCAGUCGAUUCACCCGUGGUGGAGGCGGCCCCUCCGCCUCUCUCAGUGGAGUCUCCAGCCACGUCGGUUUCUUCUUCUUCUUCUCCUCCUCCACCACCUCCUCCCCCCACCCCGGCGCUACCAUCUCCAGACCAGCUGCUGAGGGUGGCGCCUGUGGUAGUGGGCUCCGAGGACGAGUGGGAGCGCGCCUGGCCCGCCCUGCAGAAGGACCUCGCCGUCUUCCCCGUGUUGGGGUUGGACUGUGAAUGGGUAAAGAAGCGCGGCGUGUCGGUGAAGGGUCGGACCUCCAUGGUGUCUCUUCUCCAGAUGGCCUCCUACUCGGGCCGCUGUGUCCUGGUCCGGAUGCUCUCCCUCCGAGGUGGGGGGGCGCGGUCCAUCCCCCUCAGCCUGAUGGAGGUCCUGCGAGACCCCCACGUCUUGAAGGUCGGGGUGGGCUGCUACGAAGACGCCAAGCGGCUGAUCCGAGACCACGGCCUGGCCGUGGGGUGCACGGUGGACCUGCGGUACCUGGUCCUCAGAAGGAAGGUGCUGCUGAACAACGGCAUGAGUCUGAAGUCUCUUGCGUCCGACCUGCUCGGCGUCUCUCUGGAUAAGUCUCUGGCGCUGCGCUGCAGUGACUGGGAGGCCAAGAAGCUGACCGCCGACCAGGUGCGCUAUGCGGCGGGCGACGCCCAGGUCUCCGUCGCUCUGUUCUUCCACCUGCUGGGUCUGGGCGGAGACUCUAGCCCCUCCCCCUGCUCCUCCAUCAGCCCCUCCCCCCGCUCCCCCUCUAGCCCCGCCUACUUAUCCACCGGCACCGCCCCCUACGCCCAGCUGGCCGCCCAGUGCCAGGGGCUGGUGGACGUCCCGUUCCGGGAGGGGCGGGGCUCGGGGCGGGGCGCCGCGGAGGGCGACGAGAACACCCCGUUCAGGGGGGGCGGCGACGGCGGCGGCGACCGGAAGCCGAGGAGGCUGGCCUUCGAGAGCCCGGAGGCUGGGGACCAGCAAGUCCCAGACCCCCGGCGCAACCAGAAGAGGAAGCCCCUGGGGGUGGGCUACUUCGCCAGGAAGUCUCCUCUCUAUGACAACUGCUUCCUGUACGCCCCCGACGGAGAGCCGCUCUGCACCUGCGACAAGAAGAAGGCCAAGUGGUACCUGGACAAGGGCCUGGGAGUCCUGGAGUCCCAGGACCCCUUCGUGGUGCGGCUGCUGUUCGAGCCGGCGGGCCGGCCUGAAUCCAAGCAGGACUACUACCUGACGGCCAAGGAGAACCUGUGUGUGGUCUGUGGCAAGGAGGACUCCUACAUCAGGAAGAACAUCGUCCCCCACGAGUACCGGCGCCACUUCCCCGCCGAGCUGAAGGACCACAACUCCCACGACAUCCUGCUGCUGUGCACGGCGUGCCACGCCGCCUCCAACGUGCACGACGGCUCCCUGAAGCAGCUGCUGGCCGAGGAGCACGGCGCCCCCCAGGGGUGCGAGGAGGGGGUGCGCGUCCUGGAGGACUCGGACCGGCGCCGCGUGCGCUCGGCCGCCAGGGCGCUGCUCACGGCCGGCGACGCCCUGCCGCAGCGGCGGCGCUCCGAGCUGCGGGGGCUGAUCCGGGACUUCCUGGAGCCGGACGGACGCACGGACGGCGGGGAGCUGACCUCCGAGGACCUGCAGUACGCGGCCGAGCUGGAGACCAGGAUCUUCAACGCGUCCUACGUGCCCCACGGUCUGAAGGUGGUGCGGGCGCAGGCGGGCGGCGGCGGCCUGCACGGCCUGAUGGAGCUGGAGCGGCGCUGGCGCCAGCACUUCCUGUCCUCCAUGCGGCCGCGCCACCUGCCCCCGCUCUGGGCCGUCGACCACAACCACAGGAAGCUACGCCACAAGUACGGCGAGGACCUGCCCGUCCUGCCCCUCUGAGGACCCCCCCCCCCCGACCCCACCCGUUGCUCAUGGCAACCGGAAAGAAGGAACGCUGACUGGAACCGGGUGGUUUGUGGGACCUUUGCCAAAAACUAUGUUCAAUAAGGGAACCCCCCCCCCCCCCCCACAGAACCUGAAUGUACCAGAGCUCGUUUCUGAUUGGACCGGGGGACGACCCGGUCCGGUGCCAAAGACAACCCGUUGGAUGAGAUGUACAGUGGGCGGAGCUUGGUGCGCACAUGCUCAGUCCACGGGGGUGGGGCUGUCCCUUUGCUCCCCCCCACCCCCCCAUGAAGGCCAGCACCGAUUGAUACACUUGAUUCAUUUAAAAAAAAAAAAAAAAAAAAACUUUGAUCUAGAUAUUUAUUUACAUAUUCCUCCUCCACAGAUAAGGGAACAUAAUCAACUAUAUAAAACGGCAACACUCAUCCUCAUUGGACGGAUGACUUAACAAUAUCAGCUCUCAUUGGACGGAUGUAAUGAGGCUCUCUUUCAUUGGACAGAUUAAACGACAACAGGGGUCCCAAACGCACCAAUCAAGAGCAUCUUACUCCCCUGACGGGGGACCUCUCUCUGGUUGGUCCUUGGGGCCCCUGAGACUGGGGGCCCCGGGAUGAAGGUCCAGGUGGACCCUCUCCUACCACGCCCCCCUCUCUGUUCCCAGGCUCCCCCUGAAGGCUCGGAUAUUUCCCCGGCCCCUCUCCCCAGGGGCCCCUAAACCUCCGAGCACCCCCGAGGGACCGGGUUCAAUACCCCGCCUCCGCCACGGUCCAGAUAGUCUGCUUAUUAUGUUUGCGUUUUUUAUUAUGGGACGGGGUCAAGAGACGUGGGACGUCAGAAGUGUGCACCAUGAAGUUUAUUUUAAAAGAGAUUUGUUUGUUGUUGUAAAAUGUUUGACUCAACAUUUUAAAAAAAUAAAGUUUUCUUUUGUAUUCUG
Messenger RNA from Gadus macrocephalus (Pacific cod), 3395 nucleotides. RefSeq names its product exonuclease 3'-5' domain containing 2 (gene exd2). Gene Ontology annotation, molecular function: 3'-5' exonuclease activity; nucleic acid binding. The record is from RefSeq and is a predicted model, not a curated record. NCBI's taxonomy places the organism in Eukaryota, Metazoa, Chordata, Actinopteri, Gadiformes, Gadidae. Bases 449 to 2455 code for a protein of 668 amino acids. Gene Ontology annotation, cellular component: nucleus; cytoplasm. Gene Ontology annotation, biological process: nucleobase-containing compound metabolic process. The transcript is spliced from 10 exons.